Messenger RNA from Caenorhabditis sp. 36 PRJEB53466, 264 nucleotides. Lineage: Eukaryota; Metazoa; Nematoda; Chromadorea; Rhabditida; Rhabditidae. The record is from the annotation of a GenBank genome assembly.
AUGAGUUCUUCCACCAAUCACCUUCUUCUUCUUCUUGUUCUUCUCGCCGCUUGCUUCAUGGCCGCCGAAGCCCAGUGGGGAUAUGGAAGUGAGUCUUUUUUCAACUUAUUUUCAUCAUUUCCUCAUUCUUUUUCAGUGCCAUACGGUGGAUACGGUGGUAUGGGAGGAUACGGAAUGGGCGGAUACGGUAUGGGAAAUCGUGGCAUGUGGGGACGUCCAUACGGAGGAUACGGAGGAUACGGUGGAUACGGAUAUGGAAAAUAA